AUGGAAGAUGACAAGCAGUACCUCCUUGCAAAAGAUCAUGAAGCGAGCAAUGUCCCGUAUUCGCCUCGACGAUCCAAAUACAGGUCCUUGCCGACAAUUCUCAACAUGAUCAUUUUCGUCGGCGGAGUGGCUACCUGGGCACAUGUGAAUGUACUCGUCAAAAGCCUAUACUGCAAUCCAUGUCCAGAAGGUGCUAGAUUUGAGCAGGACUUGUUGUACAACAGCAAAGUCACCUUCCAGCCCCAUUGGUAUAUGGGUGGACCGCCCAGCAAUAAAACCGACGAGAUGUGGGAGCGACUAUCCCCUCCAGGAGAUGGCAUCGUGGAAAUACCGAACGAAUACACAGCAAACCUGCCAAAAUCUCUCCCAGCACCACACAACCCAGAUACCCAUACAGUGUACGGAAUCUCCAUGUUCCAUCAACUCCAUUGUCUCAACUUUCUGAGAUUCGCGUACUGGCCGGACACCGUGGAGGAUAUGCCUGCGGAAGAAGUCGCUUUUCAUCGUGACCACUGCUUGGACUAUAUCCGACAGGGCAUCAUGUGCGCUGGCGACGCUACCUUUGAGCCUCUCACUGAGGCCGGGAUCAACGGGAUGGGCGCUACUCAUCAAUGUCGUGAUUUCGACAAACUUUUCGCGUGGGGUUACAGCAACCGUUCGAACAAGAAAAGCUCGGGGUAUACUCAUGGGAGAAUCACGCAUACCCCUGGCCAGAGGAAUCAUCUUGGUGGUGUCGGUGAUGAUGACGAUUAA
Sphaerulina musiva SO2202 is the source of this 753-nucleotide messenger RNA. RefSeq lists its product as uncharacterized. Gene Ontology annotation, biological process: mycotoxin biosynthetic process. Lineage: Eukaryota; Fungi; Ascomycota; Dothideomycetes; Mycosphaerellales; Mycosphaerellaceae. The record is from RefSeq and is a predicted model, not a curated record. The coding region runs from base 1 to 753 and encodes 250 amino acids. The transcript is spliced from 2 exons.